AUGUCGAGUGAGCAACCUGCGGGCGCAGAGCGUCCACUGGACUCUGCCCCCCACACUGGACCCAAUCAACAUGUAGAUCCAACUCAAGAGCAUCAAGAUGCAGAAUCAGCACCUGACUCCGGUCGGUCUUCCAUGUCCUAUACAAGGGCAUACUCGACGCCAGCGACCGGGGCACAAACCCCUGAUCCUUUAAUGGGAACAGCCAUUGUCGACAACGUCGCCUUGCAAAAUCUAUCAUUCAAGAAGAUGGGCCAGGACCCAGAUGCGCCCUACAUCGUCGACACCAAGAGCCCCCAAGUCAUCAACCGAAGAGCUUCAAUCUCGGGAUCCCGCAGUCGGGACGAUGUCGCCGACGAAGCGGCCCCGAUCCGAAGCAGGCAAGGCAUCCCAUCCGAGAUCCCGAACUUCACGGCAGAGCUCAUCCUCGUUUUCGUCUGCUCAGCGGGCCUAAUGUUAUUCUCAUUCUUGCUUGGGGACAUGCUAGCUCCCCAAGAACAAAUCAAACAAGCCCUCGGUAUCACGAAUACCCAGCUCCCAUGGGUGGUCGGCGCUUUCAACGUUGCGAACGGCCUGUCGGUUAUCAUCUCCGGCUCGCUAACUGACCUCGCACCGCCAAAACUGUUAAUGGUCGGAGCGUUCGCAUGGCUCGCCGUGUGGAAUAUCAUUGGUGCAUUCACCCUGCACCCAUCCCGCUAUGUUCUAUUCUUCGUUAUGCGGGCCAUGCAGGGCUUGGCAAUCGGCGUCUUGGUUUCUGGAAGUAUGAGCAUCCUCGGACGCGUCUAUUCGCCAGGCAUCCGCAAGAACCGCGUCUUCUCCGCGAUGGCAGCAUGUGCGCCAUUUGGCUUCUCCCUCGGUGCCAUCCAAGGCGGUGCUCUAUACCAACACCUACCCUGGAUCUUCGGCUCAAACGCCAUCAUCUGCGCUCUGCUCUGUGUGGCAGCAUGGUUCAGCAUCCCACCGUUGCGACCUGUCGCUGACGUCGCCGGAGCAGAAGCACCAACGCUCCGCCAAUUCGACUACCUAGGUGGUUUCUGCGCCGCUGGCGGAUGCGUCUGUCUCCUCUUCGGACUGACCCAAGGCCCCGUCGCCUCGUGGCAGCCAUACACCUACGUCCUGAUCAUCGUCAGUCUAUUUCUAUUCAUUGGUCUAUUCUUCGCCGAGCGCCGCGCAGUCAGACCCUUGAUUCCAAACCGCCUGUGGAAAACACCAGGCUUCACCCCAUUGAUGAUAGCCUACUUCCUAGGUUUCGGUUCCUUCUUCGGCUGCUGGCAAUUCUACGCCAUCCAAUUCUGGCUCCGAAUCCAACAUGCGACCCCCAUCGCCGUGGCCCUCUACCACAUCCCGAACGCCCUAGUCGGCGUCCUGGCAACAUGGAUCGUCAGUCGAAUUCUCCACCUCGUCCCGGGCCAUUACAUCUACGCCGUAUCAAUGUUUGCCUUCACGCUCGGCCCGGCUUUCUUUAUUCCGCAGACUGCAAACACCAUCUACUGGGCUCUUUCUUUCCCGGGCAUUGCGCUUGUCACAUUCGGUCCAGAUCUUGCUUUUGCAGCCGCGUCGAUUUUCAUCACGAGUAGUGUGGCCCGUUCUUAUCAGGGCAGUGCGGGUGCCUUGCUGGUUACGAAUCAGAAUCUUUCCUCCGCUAUUAUGACUAGUGUUGCUGAUGCUAUUGGCACGCGUGUUGACCGGGGUCCAUCUGGUGAGAUUGGGCUUAAGGGGUUGCAUGCUAUUUGGUGGUUUGCGCUUGCGGCGCAGCUGCUUGCUGCUCUCGUUACGAUUGUUUGGGUUCGGAUUCCUAAGGAGGAAGAGAAAGAGCACGUUACUUGA
This is a messenger RNA of Penicillium nucicola, 1824 nucleotides long. RefSeq lists its product as uncharacterized. Gene Ontology annotation, cellular component: membrane. Gene Ontology annotation, biological process: transmembrane transport. The record is from RefSeq and is a predicted model, not a curated record. Gene Ontology annotation, molecular function: transmembrane transporter activity. Lineage: Eukaryota; Fungi; Ascomycota; Eurotiomycetes; Eurotiales; Aspergillaceae. The transcript has a single exon. Bases 1 to 1824 code for a protein of 607 amino acids.